UUCACAUAAUUUUGCUGACGUUGGCGCGAAGGAUCUAUAACACUAACGGUUCGCUAAAAAAGGGUUUCACAUGUUUUCAUUCACUCCGUCGAAGAACGAGCACUGAAACUCCGAGUGGGACAUUAUCAUGCAGUUGACCUUCGGUGUUUUGGUGACUUCAUUCCUCGUUACCCUAUUACACCCUUCUUUAAGGACAGUGGUGGGAGGCUCUCUGAAACUGAAACUGUGUUUGCCGUGCAUAGGAGAGGAGUGCAACCUGUUGCCUGAGGAGGAAUGCCUUUACGGAUUGGUCAAAAAUCAUUGCGGUUACUGGGAGUGUGGCAAGGGCCCUGGACAAAUCUGUGGCGGACCCUCAAAGAUUUUCGGUGAGUGCGGGGAUGGAAUGCACUGCAAAUGUGACCGCUGCGUUGGAUGUUCCUCGAAAACAUUAGACUGUGACCUCAACACGUCGAUCUGUUAACGCUGCUCAAAAUUUGAACCUUAUUUCCACCAUGACCGACAUGAUUUUUUUGCCAAAAUUUCAACGAAACUAGUCAUUAAAAUAUCUCUCAUUGGAUCUAAAACAGUUACAGAUGCAUAUUGAAUAAAGAAAAAAAAACAGUUCCUCUGACCCGCGGAAAUCACAUGAAUUCUGCGUUCGUGGAAACCGUGCCACAAUACGGACGUAUUCCUUCUUAAAUACACAAAUGCUAUGUCAUGUAGCGUCAGCAGGUGGGAAAAUGCUAGUUUUACAUCUGGAAUAUAACUGUUGUUAAGAUUUGUUUUCCUACUGUUUCUCCUUCCUUGAACAUAUGCCAUUAUUCUCUCUCUCUCAUUCUCUCAAAGAACUGGAUAUUCCAGUACCCAGGACACACAAACUCUAUUACAUCUUCAAUCCCUGCUGAUGAUUCAAAAAGCUUUCUCGCUCAAAUUUAGAAAAGCAUUCCAAAAAUUGACAUUUGACCUCGUUUUUUUUUUUUUUUUUUUUUUUUUUUGUAGAAAGCUGUAUUUUUUCAAAAACUUUCUGCGACAUUUACUCCGUUUAUUUUGCAAUGUCCUCCUAUUAUAAAACGCUCUUUUUAUUUUUUUAUAGCUUAUCUGGGCCAUAACACAAAAUUGCCCAUUUUAGAAUUAACAUUCAGUGGGCAUUAACGGUCCUUUUAGUCCAGUGACCUUUUUAAGUAUUUUCCGAGCACCUCAGUUCUACAAUAAAUGGAUUACAUUUUGCAAUAAAGAACCACUAUUUUCGGCUCAUUUUAAAAACAACAUAUAUGCUAUUGGUUUCCCUACGCAGAUAUGUGAUUUUAAAGGGGAGCCAGAUAUAGUGGUUCCUUAUUGCAAAAUGUAAUCCAAGUACAGCAUCGAUACCGACACGAAUAUGCCGCACAGUGGAUCGAGUCAAUGGGAGAGAUCAGACAAAAUUUGGAAAUUUUGAAAGCUUAUAUUGUUGGAAAUAUGAAACAAAAAAGUUUAAGUGUGGUUUCAUUGGCUUUUUCGUAAAAUUUCCUUCAGAAACACCCCUUGAAAUUGAAUGCUUGACGGAAUCAAAAAAGAAAAAAAAUUGAAAUUUUAGUAAGUCCGAUCGCUCAGACUGACUCGAUCCACUGUAUGCCGGGUCUCCUCAGAAUACGAUAUUGCAGAGUUGAGAUAAUAAUGUCGACUUAAGAUAACCAAAUGAUUACUGGUGUCCUCCUAUAAAGAAAUAUUUUGCCACGCUAUUGUAAAAAUAUCACACACUUGAGUAAAUAAUCCGCUUUUCAUAAUGCAUCCAUAUUUGAAACACUUCUUUUUCGUGUUAAGAAAAUAAAUUAGAGAAGAAAAAAGAUGGAGGAGGAAAAAUAUGUAAUGUUUUAAGCAAAAUUAGUUUUAGUUGAGAUACUUAUGUACGGAUUUUUCAAAAUACACUAUUUUUAACAGAUAUAA
This is a messenger RNA of Bemisia tabaci, 1902 nucleotides long. RefSeq names its product neuroparsin-A. Lineage: Eukaryota; Metazoa; Arthropoda; Insecta; Hemiptera; Aleyrodidae. The record is from RefSeq and is a predicted model, not a curated record.